AUGAGCUUUAACAGUGAUAUGCAUCCUAGAAAUCCUUAUAAGGACAAUCCUCCUGAUUUCAAAAGUUUAGCCAUUAAGUAUCCAACAUUGAGAAAGCACUGUACUCUAGGGCAGAAUGGAAGGAUUCACAUCAAUUUUCGCGAAGAUGAAGCUAUACGAGCUCUUACUCACGCUAUUUUCCACAAUGAUUUUGGAUUGAAUGUGGACUUAUCGAGUGGGUGCCUAGUUCCCCGCAUACCUCAAAAACUUAAUUACCUUUUGCUCUUGGAAGACUUACUCCAGUUAAAUAAUUUAACAGAAAGAGUUAAUGGCAUUGACAUAGGAACGGGCGCUUCUUGUGUUUAUCCUCUUCUUGGGGCUAAACGUUUUGAUUGGAACUUUGUUGGGACGGAUGUGAAUCCACAUUCGAUUGAAAUCGCCUCGAAAAACGUGUCUCAAAACUCUUUAGAACAGUGUAUUGAAACACAGCUUGUAGAGGAAGAUACUUUUUUCCAGGGUGUUAUGGAGAAACAUCCCGAUCGAGUGUUCGAAUUUUCAAUGUGUAACCCUCCCUUCUUCGAGCAAGAAGAAACAUACGAACGUUUUCCUGUUCAGCUAUCCCCUGGGAAAUUCUGUAAUCUACCUGAUUAUGGAGCUACCACCAGCAGACCUCCCCCUCGCUCCAGCACAGUGGCAAAAGUCAAUGAGUUAGAAACGAGCGGAGGCGAGGAAAGCUUUGUUUUGAAAAUGAUCGAAGAAAGUAUAGUUUAUAAAGAAAAAAUCAGUAUUUUCACUUCUAUGCUGGGUAAGAAGACAUCCUUAAAACCGUUAAUGCAACGUCUCCAUGAUCUGCCUGAUGUGAAGUGCAAGAACUUCGUUCUCUACCAAGGAAGGACUCAUCGAUGGGUCAUAGCUUGGACAUUCCGACCCAAUAUUCGUCUUGAGAGAGUGAGUUUCCUGCUGAAUUUCUCAAACAUACUAAUCUCUGAGGGGCGAAAUGCAACAGAUGUUAUUCUAAAUGAAUUGAGAAAACUCAAAAUCGAUAUAAUUAAAGUGAACUCGAAGUAUGUGUGUAAAAGUGCAUGUUGUACAUGGCUCAAUCUCAGACGGAAACGACGUUUGAUGGCUACUAAUGACGAUCAUCCGAAAUCAAAAAGAGUAGUAGGAGUAGCUGAUGGUUCGCAUAAUGACGUGAAAACGAAUGAGUUGUGCCUGUCAGACGAUGAUCAAACGAAAGAAUCAUUCCAUCUACAAUUUGAGUUGUUAUUGACUGAAUCGUCAGCUGAGUUUGAGCUUCUGCAAGGAUCAAAAGAGAGUCUCAAUCAGCUUAUGACAUGCGUAAGGAGUAGAAUUUCAAAAUAA
Messenger RNA from Auanema sp. JU1783, 1341 nucleotides. The record is from the annotation of a GenBank genome assembly. NCBI's taxonomy places the organism in Eukaryota, Metazoa, Nematoda, Chromadorea, Rhabditida, Rhabditidae.